AUGGCCCCAUGUCUGCAAUGGCUCCACCAUAUAUGCUUUGGGGUCUUUGUCUUCCCUUUAAUUGCCCGAGCACAAUUUCCUCCGCCUGUUGCCAAUGAUUCUCGGGUGACCCUGCCUUCGCCUGUCAAUCCAAAUGUCACAAUUAGUUACAAAAGCAUCCCUAUCGGCACUUGUACAACAGUCUUCUCAACUCAAAAACAAUUCGCUGGCUACAUCACACAGCCACCAAAUGUGUUAGAUCCCAGCCAAGGGAAUUACACCAUCAAUACCUUCUUCUGGUUUAUCGAAGCAAGACAGUUGCCUGAAUCAUCCCCUUUGACUGUAUUCAUCAAUGGCGGUCCGGGUUCAAGUAGCAUGGUCGGUCUCUUUCAGGAAGUCGGACCUUGUCAAGUCAUCGAAAUCUCAGAGGAUCAGCUGGGAACCAUUCCGCGAGAUUGGGGCUGGGACCGCAGCAGUAACAUUGUCUUCAUUGAUCAACCUGUCCAGGCUGGGUUCUCAUACGACUCCACCACCAAUGUAUCCCUCAAUCUAUUGGAUGAGACGCUGGUCACCCCGCCAACCACUCCACCGAUCACACAACCCCCUUAUACAUUUCUGAAUGGCACUUUUGGCUCUGGGAACUCAUCUUUCACUGCAAAUACUUCUCAGAUUGCGGCUCAAUCAAUAUGGCAUUUCGUGCAAACGUUUCUCGCUUCAUUUCCUCAAUAUAAUACGGCCCUCCGCACACAAAGCACCGGACAAACUGCAGAGAUACAUCUUUUCACAGAGAGCUACGGAGGCAAGUAUGGACCUGCGACGGGAUCAUUUUUCCAAGCCCAGAAUGCUCGACGACAAACGGACGUGGAAUUUGCCAACAGCACCAUUGAAGUCAGUCUCAAAUCAUUGGGUAUCAUAAAUGGUUGGAUCGAUUUAUUAACCCAGACUCCAUAUCAUCCAAAAUUCGCAUAUGAGAACACAUACGGCAUACAGGCAAUAUCUCAACUUCAAGAACUGAAUGCUCUCAGCGCCUACAACAGUGCGGACGGAUGCCAGCAGCGAACGGCAAAUUGUAGGGUGCAAGAGGCUGCUCUUGACCCUUUUGGGUCUGGAAAUGUGGAUGCGGUUAACGCUGCGUGUGCUGAAGCGCAGUUAUAUUGCCAACUCUACGUUGUUGGUGCUUACACUGUAUCAGGUCGAUCCGUUUACGACAUCUCCCAGGACAUGCUCGACCCAUUUCCUGAUUCUCUGUACCUCGAAUAUUUGAACCAAUUGUCGGUUCAAGAGGCUAUUGGGGUGCCAGUGAACUACACACAAGACUCUAUGGCUGUCUUCACGGCUUUCAACACCACGGGUGACUAUGCCCGCGACGGCGUGAUUCAAGAUCUCGUUGAUCUGCUCCACUCCGGUGUGAGGGUUGCGCUCAUUUACGGUGAUAGAGACUACGUUUGCAACUGGCUUGGAGGCGAAGCAGUUUCUUUUGCCAUUGCUGGUGCGGCGGGAUGGUCGUAUAUGCCUUGGUAUGCUGCAGGGUACGCCCCCAUCGUGGCCAAUAACUCAUACGUUGGUGGCGUGGUUCGAGAAUAUGGAAACCUCAGCUUCAGCCGCAUCUACGAUGCUGGCCACUUGGUACCUGCCUAUCAGCCGGAAACUGCAUUUACGGUCUUUUCGCGUAUCAUCGAAGGUACAGACAUCAGUAUGGGAACCCGGGUGGAUUCAUCGAACUAUGGAACUCUUGGAGAGAGCAAUGCUACGCAUCAGAAUAUUGCACCGCCAGUGGCCGACCCCACAUGCUUCCUCCGAGCGGUCAAUGCAACAUGCAACACCGACCAGAAGAACAUGCUCGCGAAUAGUGCCGGUGUCAUUGUUAACGGGGUCCUGUACGACCAAGCGACAGAUUGGCAAUCCCCUGACCCGAGGUUAGUGACGAUGGCGGGCGUACCAGGGACCGCGCCCAUGAGUAUGAUAACGAGUGCCCCAACAUCCGAAGAUACCACGGCUCCAGACACUUCAACUCUCCCAAGCACACGGCGCAGUCGUGAGACCCGAACAGGGAAUGGUGGUACUAAAACAGCAACAACGAAGGAGAAAACUACGACAAGUCUCCCCACCGGUGUUUAUACCGCAACAGGUGUCCCGCCGACGUCCAGCGGUAGCAAUGCCAGCACGACCAAUGCGGCGUCUUCGCAUACCAAGAACAGCCUUUUCGGCCCUGCUUCACUUUUCAAGGAUAGCCUGCCGAGGACAACAAUAUUUGUAUAUGUCUAUGUCCUGGGACUUUUGAGUCAUGGAUUUGUCGUGUGA
Molecule: messenger RNA, 2280 nt
Organism: Rhinocladiella mackenziei CBS 650.93
Lineage: Eukaryota; Fungi; Ascomycota; Eurotiomycetes; Chaetothyriales; Herpotrichiellaceae
Exons: 1
Coding region: 1-2280 (759 amino acids)
Biological process (GO): proteolysis
Cellular component (GO): fungal-type vacuole
Molecular function (GO): serine-type carboxypeptidase activity
Source: RefSeq, a predicted model, not a curated record